AUGGAAGCUGAGUAUGUCCUGUGCAAUUGGAAAGACCAGUUAUGGCCAGCGAAAGUUUUGACCAGAUCUGAAACUUCAUCAGACAGUAAGAGACAAAAGACAAUUUCCCUAGAAGUUCAAAUACUCUCACUAGAUGACAAGAUUGAAGUGGAUAUCACAGAAACAAAGAUUCUUGAGAAAUCUCAAGUUGAAGCCAUUGCCUCCUCUCUUGUGCUACAGUCAGAGGACAAUGCCCCACCUCAAGAGGAAACAGCUUACAGAAGAUCACUAAAAGUGGCACUGGAUAUCCUGAAUGAGAGAAAAAAAUUGAAUCAAGCAAGCAUUUCACAUGAAGAAGAGACCAUUGUGAUAUCUGACAAUGAACCACAAAAGCUGUCUGAUUCACCCCCUCGUAAAAAGUAUCGGAGGCAUGAAGAGGACUUACAGGAGUCUCUUGAGGAAAAUAAAGACCCAACAUCCCUGAUAAUAUCUUCAGAGAGUGGUAAUUCCCUGCCUGAUGAUAAAUCACAGGUGAACACAACUAUUGAUACUCCGAGUGAAAUGGAAACAAAGUCAUCACAGAACCCCAUCUGCCAGACUUUCCCUUCACUUUCAGAAGAUGAUGAUGAAAAAGAGAAGAAAAAGAUUGACACAUCAGCAAUUUUAUCUGUAAGUUCCACAGUCAAAGAAGAGGAUGCACCUGUUAAAGAUGAAAAGUUUGUUCCAUCUUUGUCAUCAGAUAUUGUCACUAUGCCCAAAGCUUUGAAAGAAGAAGAAAAAGACAUAUGCUCAGAGACCCCUGCUGUUUCCUCUGAAUGUUCUACAUUCUCAGAGAAUAUUGAAGAUCCUGGAGAAGGUCCUUCAAAUCCAAAUCCAUGCACAGAUGCCACCCAGGAUCAACCUUCUGUGGAAUCAGAGACAGGUGCUGCAACAUCCUCUGCAAGUUGUUCAGGGGAAUGCCAGGCUUCAGUUAGUGCCUCUAACCCUGUCCUGGAUUAUUCACUUCUUGUGAAUAAUGAAAGAAGUUUUCAGAGGCUGGAUUUAGAGGAACUUGAGGAAGACAUUCAAGCUUCUGACAAGUCACCGAAUCUAAAUCCUGUUAGUGCUUCUGCACUAGAUGACAAUGAGGAAGAUGAAGAACUCCCACGCUUCAUUUUAAAUUAUGAGCCACGUUCAUUUGAAACAGGAAUGAUAGUCUGGUUUAAAUAUCAAAAAUACCCAUUUUGGCCAGCAGUGGUAAAAAGUAUCAGGCGUAAAGAGAGGAAAGCAAGUGUGCUUUUUGUUGAGGCAAACAUAAAUCCUGAGAAGAAAGGCAUUAGAGUACCAUUCAGAAGACUAAAAAAGUUUGAUUGUAAGGAGAAACAAGCACUAGUGGAUAAAGCCAGGGAGGAGUAUAGUGAAAGUAUCGACUGGUGCAUUUCAUUGAUUUGUGACUACAGAGUUAGAAUAGGUUGUGGAUCUUUUACAGGCUCUUUCCUUGAGUACUAUGCUGCUGACAUUAGUUAUCCAAUCAGGAAAGCAAUCAAACAGGAUACCUUCAGGAAUCGAUUUCCAAAGCUCCAGAGUGAUGAUACUGUGGAACAAAUGGUUGUGACUUCCCAGACCAAGAAAAUGGCCUUCCAGAAAAUUCUCCCUGACAGGAUGAAGGCUGCUCGGGACCGAGCCAACAAGAACCUGGUGGACUUUAUUGUGAAUGCAAAGGGAACAGAAAACCAUCUUUUGGCCAUUUUAAAAGGCACCAAAGCAUCCAGAUGGCUGAAAUCAUUUUUGAAUGCAAAUAGGUUCACACCCUGUAUUGAAACAUACUUUGAAGAUGAUGAUCAGUUGGAUGAAGUAGUGAAAUAUUUACAGGAAAUCUACAAACAAAUAGAUGAAAGCAUGCUGACUCGGAUAAAACAUGACAAAAUUAAAUUCAUCCUGGAAGUUCUCCUGCCAGAAGCAAUUAUUUUCUCAAUUUCUGCUGUUGAUGGAUUAGAUUAUGAAGCAGCUGAAGCAAAGUAUCUAAAAGGGCCUUCUCUCGGCUAUAGGGAAAGAGAAUUAUUUGAUGCAAAAAUCAUAUUUGAAAAGAGACGGAAACCAUUAACAAAUGAAGCUCAUUAA
Molecule: messenger RNA, 2079 nt
Organism: Marmota flaviventris (yellow-bellied marmot)
Lineage: Eukaryota; Metazoa; Chordata; Mammalia; Rodentia; Sciuridae
Gene: Pwwp3b
Product: PWWP domain containing 3B
Cellular component (GO): extracellular exosome
Source: RefSeq, a predicted model, not a curated record